AUACAUGAAUGAAAUAAGUCUUAAAUUGUAAAUGUUUUCAUUGCUACCUGUGUAUAUUUGAUUAUCAUAAAGCUUCCAAAAGUGAUGGAGAUGCAAACACACAAACACUGGUCCUAUAGAGUUGAGAAGAAGCAGUGAAAAGCUUUAGGCUGGUUCCUGUAGGGGGAGCACAGUUUGACAAACACUGGAUUAGCCUCUGGCCAAUGGUGAUGCUCAGGAGAUUAUUCAAACAGCAUCUAAAAAAAGCUCUCCACUCCAUGCUACACUCACAGACGUGUGUGGAGUUGAGCUGCCUGUUGCAUGCCAUGACUUCUUUUUACUGGAUACUUCUCCUGUUAUCAGUGGCCAUGGCAUCUGCGGGAACACGCAGGUCCCAGCGGACAAAAAGAGGGUUACUGGAGUUGGCAGGAGCCAUCAAGUGUAGCACAGGGAGAUCUGCCUUGGCAUACAUGAUGUAUGGAUGCUACUGUGGACUGGGUGGUCAAGGCUGGCCCAGGGACAGGGCAGACUGGUGUUGCCACAGACACGAUUGCUGUUAUGGAGUUGCAGAACAUCAUGGCUGCCAAACUAAAACAGACCAGUAUCAGUGGACGUGUGAGGACAAGACAGCUGAGUGUGAUGAUUUGGAGGACAAAUGUGAAAAGCUGCUGUGCAAGUGCGACAGAGACGCUGCCAAAUGUUUGAGAAGAGCACCUUUCAUCCGGAAAUACGCCCUAUGGCCAGAUUUUCUCUGUGGUUACGAACAUCCAAUGUGUAAUAUUUACUGACACAAUAAAUGCAUCUGUCCUGUGUGCCUUUUUGUAAAUAAAACAUGUUACAGUAAUAAUAA
Messenger RNA from Dicentrarchus labrax (European seabass), 829 nucleotides. RefSeq names its product phospholipase A2 group X (gene pla2g10). The record is from RefSeq and is a predicted model, not a curated record. The coding region runs from base 204 to 767 and encodes 187 amino acids. Gene Ontology annotation, biological process: arachidonate secretion; phospholipid metabolic process; lipid catabolic process. Gene Ontology annotation, molecular function: calcium ion binding; phospholipid binding. NCBI's taxonomy places the organism in Eukaryota, Metazoa, Chordata, Actinopteri, Moronidae. The transcript has 4 exons.